GGUGUGCGGAGGAGAUAUCGUGGAACGACUCGCGAGACAAAAUAUUCUAGUGAAAUAGGGUUGCAGGUACUGUUUUUAGCGUGAAAAAUUGAAAAAGAUGUUUCGUUUAGCGCGAGCAUCUUGUGGGGUGAGUGCGCUUAUGCGAACGUCUAUUAGAAUUUCCCAACUUCGAAACAGUUACACGCGGGUGGCUCUCCAAUGCCGCGCGAUCGGUUCUGUCAGUAACUUUCGACUGGGUGCAAGCGUUCGAACGUUUUCCAGUUUAAACCACAAUCCUGAUGAUGCGGGUGACGCAGGCGCAGAUCCGGCAAGCGAUGCUAUAUCUCCCGUUACCGUGCCUGAUUAUUGGCCAAAAGUGCCCGUUUUGGCGGUGAACCGCAAUCCGGUCUUUCCGCGUUUUAUUAAAAUGAUUGAGAUUUCUGACCCCGCGCUAAUACAGCUUAUCAAACAAAAAGUUCGACUAAACCAGCCGUAUGCUGGUGUGUUUAUGAAGAAGGAUGACAAUCACGAGGGGGAUACCGUGGCCACUCUUGAUCAGAUUUACAAUGUUGGCACGUUUGUACAAAUACACGAGGUGCAGGACAUUGGUAAUCGACUUCGGCUAAUAGUGAUGGGACACCGUAGGAUCAGGGCAAAUAAGGUGUUAGGCGAGGAUAGUAUCGUAGAAAAUGAGCUCACUGGACCGCGAAGAAUUAAUGGCAGAAGAAGAAAUCGGCGGAAUGGAAAUGGCCGGCUAGCUGAAAUCCCAAAACAAAAUACCGCAACGGGUACUAAGAUUACGUCAACGGAACCGCCCAUGGUUAAUGGUGCUGUAGACAUAGCUCCAGAUGUGAAAGCCGGCAAAGUACUUAUGGUCGAAGUAGAGAAUGUCAUUAAUGAGCCAUUUGAGACAACUGAAGAGGUGAAAGCUGUCACGCAGGAGAUCAUUAAGACGAUUCGUGAUAUUAUUGCUAUGAACCCAUUAUACCGUGAGUCGAUUAAACAAGUGAUCCAUUCGGGUCAUCAAGUAGUGGAUAAUCCCGUGUAUUUGUCAGAUCUUAGUGCAGCUUUAACUGCCGGCGAGUCGUCGGAUCUACAGAGCAUACUUGAGGAACAGAGUAUUCCUAAAAGAUUAUAUCUAGCUCUAUCACUGCUAAAAAAAGAGUUUGAACUAACGAAACUUCAACAGAAGAUUGGACGCGAGGUUGAAGAUAAGGUAAAGCAGCAGCACCGCAAAUAUAUGUUGCAGGAGCAGCUUAAAGUGAUUAAGAAAGAACUUGGUCUUGAAAAAGAAGAUAAGGACGCGAUCGAAGAGAAAUGUCGCCAAAAAAUGAAGGAGCUUAAGAUGCCCGAACAGGUGACAAAGGUCAUGGAGGAAGAACUUAGCAAACUCUCUUUUCUCGAUAAUCAUUCGAGUGAGUUCAGUGUCACUCGAAACUAUCUGCAGUGGCUGAUUUCACUACCUUGGGGAAAAUUCUCUGAAGAAAACCUUGAUAUUAAACGCGCAGAGCAAGCACUUGAAGAAGAUCAUUAUGGUAUGGACGAUGUGAAAAAGCGGAUACUGGAAUUUAUAGCUGUGAGUCAGCUAAAAGGUAGCACUCAAGGAAAAAUACUGUGCUUUUAUGGUCCCCCGGGUGUUGGAAAGACUAGCAUUGCUCGAUCUAUCGCUAAAGCACUGAAUCGUGAAUAUUUCCGAUUUUCUGUUGGUGGCAUGGUUGACGUAGCGGAAAUAAAAGGUCACCGGCGCACCUACGUCGGGGCAAUGCCUGGUAAACUUGUUCAGUGUCUUAAGAAGACCCAAACAGAAAACCCUCUCGUAUUAAUCGACGAAGUUGACAAAAUCGGACGUGGCCACCAAGGGGAUCCGAGUUCCGCUUUGCUCGAGGUGCUCGAUCCUGAACAGAACGCAAAUUUUCUUGACCACUAUCUUGACAUCAACAUCGAUCUCUCAAAAGUGUUGUUUAUCUGUACAGCUAACGUUGUCGAUUCUAUACCUGACGCGCUUCGAGACCGAAUGGAGAUGAUUGAAGUGAGCGGAUACGUGCCAGAAGAAAAAGUGUCUAUUGCUGAAAAAUAUCUCAUUCCUCAGGCAAGAACCAGCACCGGCCUGUUAGAAGAAAAAGUAUCUAUUACCACCGAAGCAGUGCAAAACCUCAUUCGGCAAUAUGCUCGUGAAAGUGGUGUGAGAAAUCUGCAGAAACAUAUCGAAAAAAUCUUUCGUCGAGCCGCUGUUAAAAUUGUUAAUAAGGAAAGUGAUCAUGUCGAUGUGAGCCUGAAUAAUCUUCAGGAGUUUGUGGGCAAGCCUAUUUUCGUGAACGAAAGUAUUUAUGAGGAUGGAACUCCACCUGGCGUCGUUACUGGACUCGCCUGGACAGCCAUGGGUGGUUCCACAAUGUAUAUAGAGACAACGUUAACUGACCCACUCGAUAAGAAAGAAAAGGACAACAACAGCAACCACAAUAACGGCAGCGGCAGGAGUUCGGUGCAUAUUACGGGGCAUCUCGGUGAUGUUAUGAAGGAGAGUGUUUCCAUAGCGCACUCGUUUGCCAAAAACUUUCUCGCCAUGAUCGAGCCAAAUAACAAAUUUUUGCAGGACGCUAACAUACAUCUACAUGUGCCAGAAGGAGCGACCCCGAAGGACGGACCUAGCGCCGGCAUAACGAUGACAACUGCUCUGCUUAGCUUAGCAAAGAACACUUCUGUGUGCAAAGGGAUCGCUAUGACUGGCGAAGUGUCACUAACUGGAAAGGUCCUACCUGUCGGCGGAAUCCGUGAAAAGGUCAUUGCGGCGAAGCGCAGUGGAGUAACCCUCGUUAUACUUCCGGAGGGGAACCGCAGGGACUUUAGCGAUCUUCCGGAUUUCGUGCGUGCUGAUAUUGAAGCAUACUUUGUGGGCCACUACAAUGAAGUGUACAAAAUCGUUUUUGAGGAUCACCAAACCCCCAACAGCUCGAAUAAACAAGCUCAGUCUUAGCUGCGUUAAUAUGCAUUUUCGAGCUUGACUUACUGUACAAAGUACUGCCGAGUAGUUCAUGAUUGAACAGGUAUGAUGAUGACAUUAAUGGUAUUCUCAGAAGUUUUAAUUGCACUUGCAAGCGUUUCAUACCCCAGUUAGUAUCCGUUCCGUUUGGUCGCGUAAUAUGUUACGGGUGAACACCUGAGUGCUUUUAAGUGCUUUGUGAAACGAUGAAGUGAGUGUAAUUGCGCUUUCUUUUUUUUUUACUUACUGUUGACUAUAGCGAAGUCUUCAAUAUAGAUUGUUCGCUGUGUAUGCCAAAUGACACACUUAAUCAACAUGAAGCGAAGGACUGUACCGCAUGAGUCCAUGCAAAAACACUACGAAUAUAUACGUACAUAAAAUAGAGUUCUAGAUGCCCUUCGAUGUGUAGUUUUGUAAAAUGGUGGUAUAUACGUGUUUCAAUUCCAAAUUCUUGCGGACUGUUGGCUCGUUGUUCUUGCAAAGAACACAAAGGAUUCAUGACUAGUGUUAGAUCUAAAAUAUCGAGAAAAACAAUAUACAAUAUACAUAUAUGGAUGUUGGCUAAUAUUUGUAUAAAUAAACUAAUUAAUAAAGCAG
Molecule: messenger RNA, 3556 nt
Organism: Varroa destructor (honeybee mite)
Lineage: Eukaryota; Metazoa; Arthropoda; Arachnida; Mesostigmata; Varroidae
Gene: Lon
Product: lon protease homolog, mitochondrial
Biological process (GO): protein catabolic process; protein quality control for misfolded or incompletely synthesized proteins; mitochondrion organization
Cellular component (GO): mitochondrial matrix
Molecular function (GO): single-stranded DNA binding; ATP binding; serine-type endopeptidase activity
Source: RefSeq, a predicted model, not a curated record